Messenger RNA from Panthera uncia (snow leopard), 587 nucleotides. RefSeq names its product interleukin-31-like. NCBI's taxonomy places the organism in Eukaryota, Metazoa, Chordata, Mammalia, Carnivora, Felidae. Gene Ontology annotation, molecular function: cytokine activity; cytokine receptor binding. Bases 1 to 480 code for a protein of 159 amino acids. The transcript has 3 exons. The record is from RefSeq and is a predicted model, not a curated record.
AUGCUCUCCCAUGCAGGACCCGCCAGGUUUGCCCUGUUUCUGCUCUGCUGCAUGGAAACCUUGCUGCCCUCCCAUAUGGCACCCACCCAUCGACUACAACCAAGUGACGUCCGAAAAAUAAUCUUGGAAUUACGGCCCAUGUCUAAGGGACUUUUGCGAGACUACCUGAAGAAGGAGAUGGGGUUGCCAGAAUCUAACCAUUCCUCGCUACCGUGUCUCAGCUCUGACUCCCAACUGCCGCACAUCAAUGGCUCCGCCAUCCUGCCUUAUUUCAGGGCGAUCAGACCAUUGUCAGAUAAGAAUACUAUCGAUAAAAUCAUAGAACAGCUGGACAAACUCAAAUUUCAACGUGAACCAGAAGCAGAGGUUUCUAUGCCUGCAGACAACUUUGAACGUAAAAACUUCAUCUUGGCCGUUUUACAACAGUUCUCAGCGUGCCUGGAGCAUGUGCUUCAAUCAUUGAAUUCUGGACCCCAGUAGGCCAUUCAAGGCCAUCUGGCUGAACCUAUUCCCUUUGGAAUGGUGGAAAUGUCUGAAGCCUUGAGAAAACGUAACUGGCAGGCUAAGGGUGACUGCUCUGCUGUAAA